AUGCCUGCGAGGAAUAGUUACAACCUGGUGGACGAUCUGGCGGACUCCAGGAUCCCACUGCACAACGAGGAGGCUUAUCAACAUGGGAUACACUUCCAAGCCAAGUAUGUGGGGAGUCUGGACGUGCCCAGGCCCAACAGCAGAAUGGAAAUUGUGGCAGCCAUGAGGAGGAUAAGGUAUGAAUUCAAGGCGAAGAAUAUCAAAAAGAAGAAAGUCAGCAUCAUUGUGUCCGUCGACGGCGUCAAAGUGGUCCUGAGGAAGAAACAAAAAAGGAAAGAAUGGGCGUGGGACGAGAGCAAGAUGCAGGUCAUGCAUGAUCCGAUUUACAGAAUCUUCUAUGUGUCUCACGACUCUCAGGACCUUAAGAUCUUCAGCUACAUCGCAAGAGACAGCUCCAACAAUUCUUUUAGAUGUAACGUUUUCAAAUCAAAGAAAAAGACCCAGGCCAUGCGCAUAGUAAGAACUGUGGGCCAGGCCUUCGAGGUGUGUCAUAAGAUCAGCCUCCAGCACAUCGAGCAGGACGCCGAGGACCAACCGGAGGACGGGCAGGGUGAAACAGAAGGCCGAGAGCUGACAGUAGACCAGAGCCAAACGGAGGAGGAGGAGGAGGAGGGGAAGAGCCCGGGAAGACCAGACCAGGGCCCCGUGAACGAGAUCCUGCAGAGUCUGGCGGAACUCAGCGUGGUCAGACCCGGACAGACCAUAAUAGACUUCGAGCAUGGGUCCGUGUUCACCGUGACGUCUCAGGGCGUAUCUCCCAGCAGCCCUUGCUCCCCGGCGCUCACUCCUCUGGCCUCACAACAUUAUCUGCAGCUCAUUCAGCAGCAGCUUCAGCAGCAGCAGCAGCACACACAAGUGGCUGUGGCGCAGGUGCAGCUGUUGAAGGAUCAGAUGGCGGCAGAGACGGCGGCGCGACUGGAGGCUGAGGCCCGAGUCCAUCAGUUACUUCUGCAGAACCGAGACCUGCUGCAGCACAUCACGGUCCUGGUGCAGCAGCUGAAGGACCUGGAGUCACAGUCGCCCUCCACGCCCCUCACCCCCCCACAGCGCGAUGAUCCACUGUCCAUCGCGUCAUCCAUCAAACCAUUGAGUCUGAACCUGAAGAAUAAUUUCAACGGCGAGUCCUACCUGAACCUCCUGAACCUGCGAAGCGGCACUAACCCAGAGACCACCACCGGCUCCACAGAAAGUACAGAGACCAGUCGUGAGAUCGUGCCGUACUCCAGGAACUCCACCAGCACGGAGGAAAAGUGUCCGAUCCCCAAACUGGACCCCCCUCCGUCUCGUAAGCGCGCCAGCCGGACCCUGUCUCCGGGCGCCGUCUCCGCUGGUGCCGCUCUGCCCCUGGAGCUGAGCGAGGAGGCGCCGAGUCGCAGCAGCAGCCUCUCCUUCCCGGACGUCACCCCCAGCCCCCUGUCAUCCGGGGACUUCACCUCCUUCAGCAACGGAGAGACCAGCUCGGCCAGCGACGACUCCGGAGUGCGCUCGGAAACCAAGUCGCUGUUCUCCCCGCUGUGCGACGACGAAGACGGCGGCGGCGGCAUGUUUGGAGAGAGCGCAACUUUUGUGAGCGCCACCAGCAGAUGCGAGAGUCCUGAAGAGGAGCGAGGGGAACGUGGCGACUCUCCGGCCGAGCUCAGGCCUCAUUUGGAGUCGGAACAGUCCAACAUGAACGACACCUGUCUCCAUAUUAGCUUCUCUGACGACGAGCUUUUAGAGAGCAGCCAGGAGCCGCCGCACGUCCCACAGAGAGGAUAA
This is a messenger RNA of Knipowitschia caucasica, 1758 nucleotides long. NCBI's taxonomy places the organism in Eukaryota, Metazoa, Chordata, Actinopteri, Gobiiformes, Gobiidae. The record is from the annotation of a GenBank genome assembly.